AUGCGCUUCCCCAACUUCUCCGGAUCAAGGUUAUGGACACUGCCGGCAAGGGGCAUCAAGCUGUGGCAGUUCUACUUUUUAAAACGUGCUGAAUCCACAAAAGUUUUGAGCUCCUCGCGCAGGCGCGUCUCGGUCGACGACUGGUGCUUUCGUCCAGACUUCCUCCGCGCGUUUGAGGACGAGCCGGCUGAGAACAUUUCCGUUAUCGCCACUCAUUUCGUGGAAGUUCUCUCGUUCGUCGUUUUCCGUGCCACCGAGGCUAUCCAAGGUGGCUUAAACGUCAACCUGUACGACGCGCACUUCAAGAUCGUCAUCUUCAAGCGGUCACAACACUGCCUGGCGGUUGUCCAGGACGAGCAGGGACGCUACCUCAAGCUUCGUGCCCUUCUGGACGACGAAGACCUGCCCCCGCUAUGA
Messenger RNA from Apiotrichum porosum, 417 nucleotides. RefSeq lists its product as uncharacterized. Lineage: Eukaryota; Fungi; Basidiomycota; Tremellomycetes; Trichosporonales; Trichosporonaceae. The record is from RefSeq and is a predicted model, not a curated record. Bases 1 to 417 code for a protein of 138 amino acids. The transcript is spliced from 4 exons.